This is a messenger RNA of Nicotiana tabacum (common tobacco), 660 nucleotides long. NCBI's taxonomy places the organism in Eukaryota, Viridiplantae, Streptophyta, Magnoliopsida, Solanales, Solanaceae. The record is from RefSeq and is a predicted model, not a curated record.
AUGGUACAUACCGUCGCCCAUGAGCGGUAUAUUCCCCCUGUAUAUGCCAUUUCUAAACCUACCUUUACAACACCUGUCACGGUCAGGGUGCCUUAUGAGGUUGAUCAAUAUGCCGAGACGGAAAGUGAAGUCAGGCGUAAGGAAGAAGAGUUAGUAUUUGAGCAGCUGCAAAUCUUGAGAAAGCAAAUGAAGAACCUCCAAGUUGCCCGAGGAAGUGAAAGUUUGGACUACAAGGAUUUGUGUAUUCAUCCGGAUGUGGAUAUGCCGACAGGGUAUAAACCUUCAAACUUUGAUAUGUUCGAUGGGGCGGGUGAUCCCCACGCACAUUUGAGGGCAUAUUGUGACAAGCUAGUCGGAGUGGGGAGGAAUGAGAAGCUAAGUAUGAAGUUAUUUAUAAGGAGUCUGACGGGAGAAGCACUUACCUGGUAUACUCGACAGGAUCCGCAAAAUUGGAGAACUUGGCAAGAUAUGGCAGAGGACUUCAUGAAUCGCUUUCGAUUCAACACAGAAAUCACCCGUGAUCAAUUUGCACUGGUGACCCUGCAGAAAAAACCAUCCAAGUCAUUCCAAGAAUAUGCAUGUCGGUGGAGGUCAGAGGCCGCCAUGGCGCAAACUCCGCUGGAUGACAGUGAACUAACCAAGUACUUCAUCAGAGCCUAG